CGGCAACGGCGGCGCGCGCUGCGGGAGGGCCGCGGCCUGCAGGGGGCGCCGCGGCGCGGCGGGCGGCGCGACAUGGCGGACUACGAGGCGGUGCAGCGCGGGCCGCUGCGGCUGAAGGGCAGCGGCGGGGCCCUGGGGGCCGGCAAGCGGAAGAAGAAAAAGGCGAAGGACAAAGCCCAGAUCCUGGAGCAGAUCGUGAGCAGCAAGAAGCAGGAGGAGGAGAAGAAGCGCGGCCUGGACAAGCGGACCCCGGCGCAGGUGGCCUACGAGAAGAUGCAGGAGAAGCGGCAAAUGGAGAGGAUCCUGAAGAAAGCCUCGAAAACCCAUAAGCAGAGAGUGGAGGACUUCAACAGGCACUUGGAUACUCUGACUGAGCAUUACGACAUUCCUAAAGUCAGCUGGACUAAGUGAACGGACUGCUUUUCAAGGCUUUGGAUCAGGAGUUGUGUUUUGUUGUACUGAACAGGGUUGCCAUGUAAAUCUGUGUAUUCUCCGCAUUGAAUGUUUAAUAUAUUUUCUGAACGUUUA
This is a messenger RNA of Phalacrocorax carbo (great cormorant), 528 nucleotides long. Lineage: Eukaryota; Metazoa; Chordata; Aves; Suliformes; Phalacrocoracidae. The record is from RefSeq and is a predicted model, not a curated record.